AUGCGUGUCAGGUCGUAUCACCAGUCGUGCCUCGAUAACUAUUGGUUUGCGUUCGCUAAGUUGGCAGUUGGUCCCACCGCCGAAGAGAUCAAGCAGGAAAAGGCUUUAAAAGGCCGCGUGAAAUACACGGAACUCAUGGUGGCACUUAAUGCUUUCUUCAUGGCUGGCGACUCGAUUCCAGAUACCCUGCGCUUGUUCAGGAACGUCCAGCGCGAUGAGCCUAUCUCAAAGGCGAGGAACUAUGCGCGAUUAGAAGCGCUGCAAGCUGUGGUAGUUGCAACAGGUGCUUGUCCCGACGACGUCUGCAAGAGUAAUGGAGAAACCAACAAGCUCUUCAAGGUGCAUUACGAGGUCGCACCGGAGGUCGAACAGGAAUACAGCGGCGCUGCCUGA
Molecule: messenger RNA, 393 nt
Organism: Didymosphaeria variabile
Lineage: Eukaryota; Fungi; Ascomycota; Dothideomycetes; Pleosporales; Didymosphaeriaceae
Exons: 2
Coding region: 1-393 (130 amino acids)
Source: RefSeq, a predicted model, not a curated record